Schistocerca cancellata (South American locust) is the source of this 480-nucleotide messenger RNA. RefSeq lists its product as uncharacterized. The transcript has 2 exons. Lineage: Eukaryota; Metazoa; Arthropoda; Insecta; Orthoptera; Acrididae. Bases 1 to 480 code for a protein of 159 amino acids. The record is from RefSeq and is a predicted model, not a curated record.
AUGGAGGCGCGGCGCAGCCCGGCGCCGUGCGGGGCCAGGCGCGGCUGGCCGCAGCUCGGGCCGUCCAUCAGCGCCUCGCGGCGGCGCCCCGCCCCGCCGCAGGUCGCGCCCCGCCGCGCCUCCUCGCCCGGAGCAAAUCUGGCGCCCCACGGGCCGCGGUCCGCGCCGCUAAUGUGGAUUGCAAAUGCGGCGGCGUCGAGAGCGGGCGUCGCGACGCCGGCGUCGCGUACUAUUGGCCGGCCGGGCGUCGCGACGCUGCGCAGCGCAGACCAGCGCGACGCGGGCGCCGCAUUUGCAAGUCCAACGGAAGCGGCCGGCCGACCAGCAGCCGUGUAUAAUGUUUUAGGGGCUUCGUGCGGCGCCCAUUGCUCCUCCCUUUACACUCUUCAACCCCCCACUCCCAGCCGCCCGCCUCCUCUCUUCCACGGCAAGAAAAUCUUCUCCUGCUCUCCCAUGCCACCAGCGUGGUCGCCGCAGUAG